AUGUAUACAGAGGCAGCACGAAUUGCACGGCUGCAACGAGGUUUCCAUCAACAUCGUCCGCCAUUGACCCCAGCGUGGUUGUCGACACCCAAAUGGAUCAAGUGCAUGACCGAGCAGAUAAUCCUUCACCCACGGCUCACGAGGUACAACAAGAAGCUGACGGUCCUCUCACGCGAGAUCCAGAACGCCUUGACGCUGGUGUUGCCUGGGGAGUUGGCCAAGCUGGCCAAGCCAACUGAAACUGUCUCAGGAUGUUCAAGAAAAUAUCUACUCGAGGGAGGAGCUCUACUGUUGGGGUUUGCAAUACAGCUGGAGGAAGAUCACAAGUAA
Messenger RNA from Striga hermonthica, 330 nucleotides. The record is from the annotation of a GenBank genome assembly. NCBI's taxonomy places the organism in Eukaryota, Viridiplantae, Streptophyta, Magnoliopsida, Lamiales, Orobanchaceae.